Messenger RNA from Mollisia scopiformis, 222 nucleotides. RefSeq lists its product as uncharacterized. The transcript is spliced from 3 exons. The coding region runs from base 1 to 222 and encodes 73 amino acids. Lineage: Eukaryota; Fungi; Ascomycota; Leotiomycetes; Helotiales; Mollisiaceae. The record is from RefSeq and is a predicted model, not a curated record.
AUGGGUCUCGGCGAAGAUUUCAAGGACCUUGAGAACGAUGCCACCGGACAGGGUGGAAAUGAUGGAGACAACAACGCCAACAACGCCAAUGGCUCCAACGAUAAGACCGAAGACACCAUGGUCGACUCUGCUCUCGAUCAAUUCGCUUCCAAGGAGGGAAUGCCUGCUGGACUCGACCCCGAAGUCAACAACCUCGUCAACGAUGAGGUCAACAAAUUUUAG